Molecule: messenger RNA, 1239 nt
Organism: Lactuca sativa (garden lettuce)
Lineage: Eukaryota; Viridiplantae; Streptophyta; Magnoliopsida; Asterales; Asteraceae
Source: RefSeq, a predicted model, not a curated record
UUAAACACGAAAAUGAAAGGAAGAGACAGGAUGAACAAAACCCGGAGCUCCGUAUAUCCUAAUCCCCCCAUAUUCGAUUCUCCCAAAUCCCACCGACUCUUACAAAUCAAUCAAAUCUAACACAUAACUCGUAACUUUCAAUUUCAAUAUCUGAGAAGCAACAAGGUUGACAUUUUCUCAGUUCAAAUCCAGCACGCACACUUCACGACGUCCCCCAAUAAAUUCUCUUUGAUUUCAACAACUGUUUAUCAUAAAUCAAUACCGAGAUCGAUCUUUGUUACUGCUGUUCUCUACAUCUUAAUAAUAUUCUCGUUUUGAUUCAGGCAGGUUGGUUCGUUUUCACUUCCUAAUUCAUCAACAACAACAAACCCUCGUUCUACUCGAAUUUCAGCUGCCUUCGUACUUCCGGAGCAUCCAUAUUACUUUGACCAUGGGUGGCAAGUUGACUAAGGGCGAUGAAUCACCUAUGACUUCGGCACCUACAACAAAACUUGAAGCCAAAAUUCUGAAAACAAUGCGUAGCAGAGAAUCUCAAGGAACUUCCAUGAAAUCUUUCAAUACAAUAAUUCUAAAAUUCCCAAAAAUUGAUGCAAGCCUACGCAAGUGCAAAGCUAUAUUUGAACAAUUUGAUGAAGAUAAAAGUGGUUCGAUUGAUCCCAAGGAGCUGAAUCAUUGCUUCCGUGAGUUGAAAAUAGAUUUUACAGAUGAGGAAAUCAAAGAUAUUUUUGAGGAAUGUGAUAUAAAUGAUGACAUGGGGAUAAACUUCAAGGAGUUCAUUGUGAUUCUGUGUCUUGUCUAUCUUUUGAAGAAAGAUCGAUCCAAUUCACGUAUGGGGAUCCCGGAUCUAGAAACAACUUUUGAAACUAUGGUCGACUCAUUUGUGUUCUUGGAUAAAAACAAGGAUGGUUAUGUUAGCAAAGAUGAGAUGGUUGGUGCAAUAAAUGAAACUACUUCCGGGGAGCGAUCUUCUGGGCGCAUAGCCAUGAGAAGAUUCGAGGAAAUGGAUUGGGAUAAAAACGGAAUGGUCAACUUCAAGGAGUUCCUUUUCGCCUUCACUAAAUGGAUUGGGCUUGAAGAUGCCGAAGACGAAGAAGAAGAAAACAUAAACGAGUGAGCAAGGAUCAAGAUUCAUUUAUGCACUUUGUUAAUAGCUUUUGAACAUUAAAACUUGUUUCUUUUAUCUUUCAAGAACACAUUUUGAUUGUUGUAAUGUUUACUUCUUUGUUGUUUUUCUAGAAA